Molecule: messenger RNA, 1374 nt
Organism: Hansenula ciferrii
Lineage: Eukaryota; Fungi; Ascomycota; Saccharomycetes; Phaffomycetales; Wickerhamomycetaceae
Exons: 1
Coding region: 1-1374 (457 amino acids)
Source: RefSeq, a predicted model, not a curated record
AUGAGACUCGCACAUUUGAUUCUAGUUCCAACCCUGGUCACAUUGGUUUAUGCAAGCGUUUUCAAUGAGACAUUAAACAUUGAAAAGAAGUCACAAUGCUUUGUAUUAUCAGAGGGACAUCGUGUCAGCGUAUUUCUCAAAGAGUAUCAGUUUUCUCAUCUACGGGACAGAGUUCCUGAUAUAUAUCUCUUGAUCUAUAGGAAAAAUCAACUUAAUUGGGAUAAAGAGUUUAAAGAUCAACAAGGUUAUGUUUUGAAAAGAUGUUUUGAAAGGGCAAUUGAACUUGGGUAUUGUGAAAAUGAUCAAUAUGGAGAAUCUCUUUAUGAAUUUAAAACCCCACAGGAUGAUACAAAACAUUCUUUUCUAAGCUUACAUAUUGAUGAAUUAGGAUUCCAACAGAUCGAGGCCUUAGAGGUUGAAGAAGAUGGUUAUUAUUGUGCCCAAACUGAAGGUCUAAAUUGGGGUACUCAGUUUUAUGUUGAAUUAAGCAUUGAUAGUGGUGAUAAUUUUACAAGGGAAGAAAAGUUAAAAUUUCAAAACUAUCUUGUUUACCUGAUAAUAAAUAUAAUUAUUGGAAUAGUUUUCACUGGUCAAUGGGUUAAUUGGAAGCUGAAAACUAAGAAAUCAAUUCCAUACCUUCUUAAGAUUAUUCAUUAUUAUUUAAUUUGCAAUAUUGUUAAUGAUUUACUUGACUUAGUGAAGACCUGGUAUGGGAUGAACUCAAAAACAAUUCCAGGAAUGAUUUUGGAUAAUAUAUUAGCAAUCUUUUAUGUUUUAACAACAAGAGUUGAUGAUUUUUAUUAUUAUCAUUAUAGUGGAGAAUUUACAUUCAAUAGGCCUAAAUCAUUUGAAAGUUUGAAGAUGUUCAUUUUGUUAUUCUUUACAUCAUAUAUUUCAUAUCUCUUAAGAGUCACGAAGGAUUUAUCUCAAGAUAAAAGUUCAUUAUCAUAUAUUUUGAAGAAUUUGAUACUUGCAUUAACAUAUUUUUUGAAUGAAUUUUCAAGGUUAAUAUUUGAUUUCAAAAUUUAUUUACGUUAUAGAUUCACUUCAAAACAAUAUUAUCAAAAUAAUAUGACUGAUCAUCCAAAACUUAGUCAAUUCAAAUGGUUGAUUAUGAAUCAUUUAUUUACUGCAAUUUUUCUUGUCUCAAAUAUCUCUAUCAUUGGCUUACUUAAAAGUUUCUUAUACUACUCAGAAAACCAAAGUAUUAUAGAAUUUUUUUUAUUAGAUGGUGAAGAUGAUACAGGAUUACUUCACUGGUCUUCAUUAAUGAUUUUUUCAAUUCUGUCAAUCUUUGAUUUCUAUGUUUUCAAUUUCAAAUUUUCACCAGAAGCAUAUGAAGAGACAAUUAAUUUUAAGAAUUUUAAAGAAUAA